Molecule: messenger RNA, 4781 nt
Organism: Nasonia vitripennis (jewel wasp)
Lineage: Eukaryota; Metazoa; Arthropoda; Insecta; Hymenoptera; Pteromalidae
Gene: tral
Product: protein LSM14 homolog B
Exons: 8
Coding region: 94-1806 (570 amino acids)
Biological process (GO): cytoplasmic stress granule assembly; P-body assembly
Cellular component (GO): P-body
Molecular function (GO): mRNA binding
Source: RefSeq, a predicted model, not a curated record
CGCUCGGCAGUCGUCGUCAGAUGGUCGCGCGUAUUCGCUGAUAUCGCAUCAAUCGUAGUACUGUGUGAGAUAGAGAGAGAGAAAGCCGCAAAGAUGAGCGCUGGAAUGCCGGAGCUGGGCUCGAAGAUCAGCCUGAUCUCGAAAGCCGAUAUCCGUUACGAGGGCCGACUCUUCACGGUCGAUCCCCAGGAAUGUACCAUCGCCCUCGCCAACGUUAAAUCGUUUGGAACUGAGGAUCGAGAAACUCAAUUCCCAGUAGCACCUCAAAACCAAGUCUAUGAAUACAUUCUGUUUCGUGGCUCUGAUAUCAAGGACAUCAGAGUUGUCAACAGUGUCAGUUCAUUGCCCAAUGAUCCAGCCAUUGUCCAGAUGACCGUGCAGCCAUCGAUGGGACAGCAGUCCUAUCAACCUCAACCUGGUUAUGGUCAUCCAAUGAUGGGCCAGAUGGGCCCAAUGGGUAACCAGUAUGGUCCACCUUAUGGUAUGUCCAUGGGUGCUAUGGGCCCAAUGAUGGGAAUGGCGCCAACGCAGAACCGACAGCCAAUGGCCAAACAGCCAAGUGAGUUGGGCUUGGGUCCCACUGAUCCAAACAUCAUCACUAUCCCAAAUUCGCAAUCGACUGCCAAUGUCGAUCCAUUGCCCAAAGACCAAUCUCUGGAAGAUGGUGUGCUAGACAUUAUUAGUGGAGGAUCUCGUUCGACGACUCCGACCUCGCUUCUUGCGAGAAAGAGUCCAACGAUGGACCAGGGCGUUCAGACAGGUCAACAGCAGAAUCAGGCCAAUAACAUCGGUAAGAUCGGAGAUAAGCAGAACAUGAGAAACGUCCAGGCUCCUCACCGAGAUCGGGAUGGCCACGGAAGCGGAAGGACCAGUGGCAUGUCGCAGUACAGCGAAGGCAAGCAGCAACAACACCGCGGUGACAUGGGCAAAGAUCACCAUGGAAGUGGCCCUGGUGGUCACCACGGACACGCGCAGGGCGCGCACGGCCAGAACAUGCGUAACCGCGGUACCCAAGGACAAGGCCAGGGAUGGGGCAUGAAUCAACGAGGUGGACAGAUGAGAGGAGGUAGACCGAGUGGCCAGGGAGGACAAGGCCAGGGCGGACGAGGCCGAGGAGGCAACUUCAGGAACCAGCAGCCUGGUGGCGCGGGAGUUAAGCCCAAGAAUACGCUUAAGUUCGAUAACGACUAUGACUUCGAGCAAGCUAACACGGAGUUCGAAGAGCUGAGAUCUCAAUUGGCGAAGGCAAAGAUUGACCCCGGCACGGAGAACGAGAAGAAGGAUGACAGUGGCAACGAGACCGGUGCGGGUGACAACGAGCCUGAAGAAGAGACCGAAGUUGUACAUUAUGAUAAGACCAAGUCAUUUUUCGACAACAUCAGCUGCGAAGCUGUUGAGAGGAGUAAAGGAAGAUCUCAGCGUACGGACUGGCGAACGGAGCGCAAACUGAACUCAGAGACGUUUGGCGUAGCGUCAAUGAGGCGCGGUGGAUUCCGAGGACGCGGUUACUACAACCGGGGUAACAUGGGUGGUGGUAUGUACCGCAACAACCAGGGAGGUGGCCACCAAAACUAUCGUGGCGGAUACAGAGGUCAGAGGGGAGGUGGUCAACGUAAACCCAAUCCCAACCAGCAACUUGCCAACAAUGCCCAGCCUAGUCUUGGAUCGACGGGAGCAGCCAGCAACCAGAACAACCGCAACGCGACGAGCAGCAGUGGUGCUCAGGAUAACAGCAACACCGCAAGCGCGUCAGUGUCUGCGAACCAGCCCCAGCAGAAUAGCCGUCUCGUUACCGGCACCGCGUAAUCGCUGUUAUUUGCCAGCCCCUCGUCGACGAGUGUCGGCGUCAUCUCGGCUCUCCUCAAACACACAUACGCCCAACACAAACACACACCUACGAUGCAUGAGCGCGCGCGUCGCCAAUAUACGAACUAUUCUAUAAUUGAGAGCAAUUAAAGCUCGAAUCAGUUGAAAAAAAAAUGAAAAAGGAGAUAAAUAGCGGGCCCGAUUCUUUUUUCCGAGUUCGUCGUUACCGCGCACCGAGACGUUGUAGUUGCUAUAUUAGUUGAGAAGUGACUUGUACAUUUUGCCAUUAAAGAGAAGAUUCAUCAGAAGUUUACAUGUACGGUCGUGGAGUCAUCUACCGUCACUCUCGCGAUAUCGUUGAUGACGACAGAAAAGAGCGGUCGCGAACAUAAGGGAAAAGAAUUCGAAUGCUCACAUGCCUGACAACAAAAGUAAAUACAACAACGCGCUAUAAUUCAUAAGUAUUCAUUUAGUAUUUAAGAUUUUUAUGGUAAACGCGCGACCGAGCGAGAACGAGGACUGAAAGACAAAAAAAGAAGGCGUUUAAAAAAAAGAGAAUGAUGGGUUUUCUCCGUGUGGCAAUCAAUAGUCGACGAUAAAAAAAACAGAUUCAAAUUAAAUGAAUAUACACACUUGGGAUUAUUGUAGUAACUCGAGAAUGAGGAAAAGAGAUGAUGUUGAUUUGUAGAAGACGAACGAGAGAGAGAGAGAAAAAGAGGAUUAAAAUACGGGAUGGUGUGAGAAAAGUACUUUGUAAUCGUGCGCCUGUAGCGGAUAUUCAAUAUAUCUGUGUGUGUAAACACUGGGAGGGGAAGUGCGCCGGAUGCAUUUCAAACUUGCAGGUUUAUUAGAGCAAUUUUUCUUAUGAAAAAUUAUUGAAAAAUAAGUAAAAAUAAAUGAUUAAACGAAAUAAAGACGCACGCGCACGUGCAACGGCCACACGGUACAUAACGAACACAAACACUUACGUCUAUGAUGCCAAUUAUGCAUUAUUAUUGUAUUUAUAUACGUGUACGCGGUCGUAAUUUUUCAUUUUGACAAGAAGAAUCGUGUUUUGUAUAGCUUUAGUACGGGGAAAAUGUUUAAUAAUUUACAAAGAAAGAGCGUAAAGGUAAAGUCGCAGUUUAAAAGUAAAAAUAAUGGAGUUUUAACGUCAAAAACAAUUGUAGGAAUGGCAUUUAAUAGAUAGGUGACCCAUGGUAUAGAAUGAUUGUAUCCGCACGACGGAAGAGAUGGAAAAUGAUAAUAUGAGAAAAAAGAUAGGAGAGAAAAUCAGCAUUUUAUCGUAAAGCAAAGAGAUUUCGCGCGUUAACUUCUUUGCAUCUUUGACAGAUUGUUUGAGGGAAAAAAUUCAAGCAUUCUGUACAAAGCGAAUAAAAUUCAAUUAUAACUUCAUUGCUUUUCCUUUUGAAAUAAGUUAUGUUUGAUCCUCAUGGCAUUUGCUGCUGAUUUAACAAAGACGUAAAUGGUAACCUUUGCACGUGAUCUUUAAUAAACUUGAAUUAGAGGGUCGUUAAGAAAAACAUAUACCUCUAGGGUCGAUUUAUUAAUCUCUCUCUCGUGCCGUGGUGGUCACUUGUUGUAAAAAAAAACUAAGGAAAGAAAAGAAUUAAUCAAUUAUUUCGAAUAUAGAUGUAAUAAUUAGUAACCUGCUUUGAUACGUCGUCGCGUGGAACGAAAAAUAUUAGCUUUUCUAUUCCGGGAGAGCGUUCUAUUGUAAUUAAGGUUACCAGUGCCUGGUACGACUUUUCUUCCAAAGUUAAGAAUCGAACGAAAUAAAAAGGAAAACGAGUCGUGGGUGCACGUUCUUCGUAUCUUCUCGCUUACAAUUAAAAAAAAUAAACGAUUUUUUCGUAAAAAAACGUUAACCCCAAACUAGAGUAAAGGUGGGAAGAACGUGCAAUCGACGACGUUGAUGAAAAAUAAGAUUGAGACUUCGUGUGUGCAGGUUACUCCGUGAAAAAAGCCGAAGGUGUUAUGUUCCGGACGAGUAUCAAGGCGCGUGCGCCGAUCUUGAUCAAUGUGUUUUUUUUAAUUCACAAAAGUGCGUAAACAAAAGAGAAGUGAAGGGGGCGCUUUCCGUUUGCCGAUAUAGACUAUAGGACAAUACGGUGUCGUUAUUCCAAGCGAUCAGAACUUUUCAUUCUCGUUUAUUUAAAAAAGGAGGAGGAGAUGCUGAGCUGAAAUAAUGAUUCGUUUUACUUUUAUAAGCUUACCGGACGGUUUUGAUUUUUUGAGUAGAUGGGACGCACCAAGCCAUUUUCGAUUUGAAGAAAAAAAGAAUGUGACUUUGUGCUUACGAUUGGGUGUCAUGAACGAUUUGAACUUAAUGAGAAAUAAAAAGAAAUAGUACAUUUUAUUCCUGGCGAAAAUUACUUACACGGCGGUUCGUGCGACGUUUAAGAGCGGAUUGUAACUGUACAAAAGAGCCAGCUUAAUGCAAAGUAAAUGGAUGAAUUUAUCGACUUUAAUCCGCGAAAUGUUAGUAAAAAAAGCUCAUGAUACUCAAUGUGAAAUGUGAAAAAAAAAAUGAAAAUGUGUAAUAGAAUUAAAGUAACGCAUGAUCGUACGCCGCGUAAGGAAAGAAAAGAAACAAGCAGAUCGAAUGACGUUUGUUUAUGACUGUUAUUUUUGUAUGGCUCUUAAAGAAGGGUCCUAUAUAACGCGUCAUUGUAACUAGGGAUUUAGUUGAAGUAAUUACAAAAAAAUAAUUCAGGUGGAAAACGCGUAAUGCAAAGCAGAAAAUUAGGCCACGAGCGUUGUCAUAGAAUUUCCGAGAAAUUGAAAUGUAUAAAAAUUCGCAGCAAAAUGCAAUUGAUUCAGGACACAAACAAAUUUCUACAAGACAGAUUUUGGAAACAAAAAAAUAGUAUACGAUGUGCACGAUUUCCUGACGAUGAAUGUUUUUUUGUUUUGUACAGCGGACAUUGUGAUUCCCAAAGCUGAAUAAUACAAAGAUGAGGAAAUAACAUUAA